Molecule: messenger RNA, 1119 nt
Organism: Trypanosoma grayi
Lineage: Eukaryota; Euglenozoa; Kinetoplastea; Trypanosomatida; Trypanosomatidae
Product: protein kinase
Exons: 1
Coding region: 1-1119 (372 amino acids)
Biological process (GO): intracellular signal transduction; protein phosphorylation
Cellular component (GO): cytoplasm; nucleus
Molecular function (GO): ATP binding; MAP kinase activity
Source: RefSeq, a predicted model, not a curated record
AUGAACAACGACGCACCUCUCAUCUUUGACGUUCCACCGGUGUUCAAGGUAGAGUCUAUUAUUGGACAAGGAUCGUACGGCGUUGUGUGUAAGGCAAUGUAUGGAACAGACCAGAUUGCCAUCAAGAAGAUACCAAACUAUGCGAAGAGUGAGGAAACAGCCCGUCGUGUGCUGCGUGAGAUCGAGAUCCUGCAGAACCUGCAGUUUUGCGAGCAGGUGGUUGGCUGCCGUCUUCUCUUCCGUCCGACGAGCCGCGAAAAGGACGUGUACAUGGUAAUGGACUUCAUCCCCUCUGACCUCUCUGCUGUGGUGAAAAAUAAGUCCAUACCACUCCAGGAGAACGUCGUCCGUUACAUAAUAUGUCAGUUGUUACUCGCCCUACGUGCAAUGCACCGCUGCAAGGUGCUCCACCGCGACCUCUCUUCUCGAAACAUACUCAUUAAUUACAAUUCACAGGUUUUUGUCUGUGACUUUGGAUUGAGUCGCUUCUUUGAUCCGGAUGAACAGCUGUCCUUUGGUGUCGUGACGCAGUGGUACCGGGCUCCAGAGAUCAUUCUCGACGCGGAGUACGACGCCGCAAACGACGUGUGGAGCGUUGGUGUCAUUUUGUGCGAGCUUCUUCUGCGCCGCCACCUCUUUCCUGGUAAGUGCAACGACUCCGCCGACCAGCUUAACCUUAUCUUCCACCUCGUCGGCACUCCUCCAGCGUCGGUGUUUCAGCCGGGGCAACCGUUCGCCCGGGCCUCUGUGAACGCCAGGAACUACGCCCUCUCCGUGAUUGAGCGGCGGCCGUGUGCACCCAUGUUGCGUGUGUUGUUAAGCCACUCACCGCUUCUUCAAGGGAAAGAAACGGAGGGGUCGCCCAUCAUUGACCUUGCAGAGAAGAUGCUCUCCUUCAGUCCACGUGACAGACCAACACCAGAUGAGGCGCUUCUUCACCCCUGGUUUGAGCCUUGCCGUGCUUUCAUCAAUGAAAUGAUCGCAGCGCAGGAUGAACAGCAAACAAUGCCCCAGUUUUCGUCCAUUGGUUCUCUCUCUCUACAAGAUGUGGUCCAGAAGGUUGAAGAGCUGGUACCGGUUUUCUCGGAGCAGCUCCUUCUUGGCGAAGAUGAGGGCUAA